UCGUCAGUUUUGCAAUUUCUUAUUUCAAGGGAAAAAAUUCACGUAAACUUCACGUACUAGUUCAGCUCAUAUAACUCCAAUGUAGAGACAUAAAGACAUGACUUUUCUUUUCUUAGAAAAACAGUGUGAAGUAGUUAUAUUUUUUGAAUAUUUUCCAUUUUGUAUUUUGCACCAUAACUAAAAAAAACACAUACAAUUUCCGGUUCUUACUCGCACAUUGUUUUUAAUAUUUUCUCUUCCACCUUCUGGAGUAUUAUGAAUUUUUAGCCAUUGUUUUACUCAAUUUUUUAUAUAUUGCACAUGAUAAAUUUUAUAAAGAUAAAAAUGUUUUCUUGUUCUCGAUGUCCAAAGAAGUUUGUUAAAAUGCAUUUGUUGCGACAACAUGAGCUUGUGGGCCAUAGCAAUCACGCAAAACGCUUGUCUGGCUGUUGAUGAAGAGAUAGCCAAGUUUAUGUCGCUGCAUUGUGAACAAUGCAAUGAAGAGGCGACCAACUUUACAGCCCUUAAUCGGCAUAUGCGUGCUGAACACAACGUGCGAGGCUACGUCAGAUGUUAUAAUAAGCAAUUUUCUAAGCAUGGUUUACUUGUUGAGCACAUACACGCCCAUUUAAAUCCUGCAUGUUAUAGUGAGAACUGUAGUCGUGUAUUUCCCGAUCGUAAGUCCAUGCGUAAUCAUUUUCUUAUGAAACAUCAAAAGGAUGAAGGCAAAACAUUUGCUUGUUCUCAGUGUCCCAGCAAAUUUGUUACUGUGUACCUAUUACAGCGUCACAAAGUGAUUGCGCACCGUGAUCGUACCAACACUUGCAAAAGUUGUAACAGAAGAUUUAGUACAGGUGUUCUGUUGUCUGCUCACAUCAAGGAGCAGUGUUUAUGCGAUACGUGCGGGAAAGUUGUGUGUAACACUGCUGCGUUUCAACGGCAUCUAUUGAGACAUAAAAACUGCCUUUCGGAAUCCAAAGAAUUGCGCACCUGUGAUACUUGCCAAAAGGUAUCAACAAGUCAACAAGACAUGUUGGCUCACAAACUUUGCGCUCAAAAUCCAUUACGCACUUAUGAAUGCAAUACGUCCUCUAUGCACGAUAACUUUCCAUUUCAGUAUCCAUAUGCAAUCACAUCCCAAGAAAAUGCAUCCACAAUGCUCGCGUAUUCGAACCAUCCAUACUCCGUCAAUCGCCGUUGAAUGAAUCAAGCAGUAGUAGAAAGUUGCGCAAAAUAAAAUUAUCUAACAGAUUUUAGUAAAAUCAAUUGCAAAACAAUUGCAAAUCAAAUUAAACUAUUAGUUUAUUUUCAACUUAUAACUUCACUCGUGAAUAGAAUAUUGGAAGGCCUAUUUCAUUUAUACAGGUCUAUCGCUUACAUCGCCUGUUGAAGUGAAUACAUGUCCACUAAUUGUUUUAUUAUUCAAAAGCACGUCUUUUAUACGUCGACAAUACAUGUAAUAAAAGUUACAUUUUUAAUAAUAAUAAUUUUUUCUUUCUGGAUUAUGUAGACAAAUUUCUUGCCAAAGAGAAGUAGAAGGUGUUAAAU
Glossina fuscipes is the source of this 1527-nucleotide messenger RNA. Its product is annotated as zinc finger protein 729-like. The record is from RefSeq and is a predicted model, not a curated record. The coding region runs from base 383 to 1180 and encodes 265 amino acids. Gene Ontology annotation, cellular component: nucleus. Gene Ontology annotation, molecular function: RNA polymerase II transcription regulatory region sequence-specific DNA binding; DNA-binding transcription factor activity, RNA polymerase II-specific. Lineage: Eukaryota; Metazoa; Arthropoda; Insecta; Diptera; Glossinidae. Gene Ontology annotation, biological process: regulation of transcription by RNA polymerase II. The transcript is spliced from 3 exons.